Ylistrum balloti is the source of this 1476-nucleotide messenger RNA. Its product is annotated as receptor-type tyrosine-protein phosphatase kappa-like. Lineage: Eukaryota; Metazoa; Mollusca; Bivalvia; Pectinida; Pectinidae. Gene Ontology annotation, molecular function: protein tyrosine phosphatase activity. The transcript has 13 exons. The coding region runs from base 73 to 1476 and encodes 467 amino acids. The record is from RefSeq and is a predicted model, not a curated record. Gene Ontology annotation, biological process: protein dephosphorylation.
GGUGUUGAUAAACCAAACGUUUACAUCGCAAGUCAAGGACCUAAGCCGCAAACCAUAGACGAUUUUUGGAGGAUGGUUUGGCAGGUAGGCUCAGGAAAGAUUGUGAUGCUGACGAAUCUUUUGGAGGGUCAAAAGACAAAAUGCCAUAAAUAUUGGCCAGACGAAGGAGAGGCGCUUUCUAUUAAGAACUUCGACCUCAAACUUGACAGAGAAAGAGAAUAUGCAUUUUACGUUAUUCGUGACGUUUCAGUUUUCAAUAGAAAGAAAAAUCAAGAACGGCAAGUUCACCAGUUUCACUUUACGACGUGGCCAGACCACGGGACUCCCGAUAUCGUGGAGCUUGUGUUAUUUCACCGCCGUGUGAUGUCAUACAAGACACAACUGACCGGCCAGAUCGUUGUUCAUUGCAGUGCUGGUAUCGGUAGGACGGGGACAUUUAUUGGUUUAGAUGCAUUGCUCACUCACUGGAAGAAAACUGGCGAGAUGGACAUUCCCAGAUACCUCAACGUUAUGAGGAACAAUCGAAUGGACAUGAUUCAAACAGACAAACAAUACAUCGCUUUACAUGAACUGCUUUUGGAAGGAUUCAAUUUGCAAGAAUCGUAUAUUUCUCGGACGAAAUUCCCUGGUGCUCUUGAAACGCUUUGUCCAAAGAGAGAAAAACCGGCCAACCAGACAAAGAUCUUCGACGAAUUUGAGGCGUUACAGAAAUGUAGCCCGAACCUAACUCCGGAUUGCUAUGUGGCAGCAUUAAAGAAAGAAAACAAAGGCAAAAAUCGUGAUUUGGAUGUGCUUGCUGCGGACAGGUUCCGACCAUUUCUGCAGUCGCAGUUAUCUAAUAGGACAGACUACAUCAACGCAGUAAUUAUUCAGUCGUAUACAUCAAAGUGUGGAUAUUUGAUGACUCAGUUCCCUCUGGAAAAUACAAUCGACGAUUUCUGGACAAUGGUGUAUGACUAUGACUGCAAGAACGUCGUUGUGCUCGGACAUCCGACGGUAGAGAAUUGGCUUGGGGACGAAACUUCCAAAACAAGAGCAUUUUCAGUGAAAAAGGUGAAAGAUUUAUCCACCGAAUCCGAGGUUAUUGUAAAUGAUUAUAAGGUUUUGCACGUGCGGUCUAGUAGAACUACAACAGUUCGGAUUUACGCUAUUCCUCGGUGGGCAUCAGACUCUCUGUUGCCGAACUCGGAUGCAGCUCUCUUACAACUUCUAGAGCAGAUGGACAGUCGCAGACGGUCAGACGAUACUAUACCUGUGGUCGUUAUGUGUCGGGAUGGAUGUACACAGAGUGGACUGUUCUGUUGUGUUUCAAACGCCAGAGAUCAAAUGAAGAUGGAUGAGGAAGUCGAUAUAUUUCAAACGGCACGACAGUUGAAAAGGCGACGACCAGAGGCUCUACGGAAUGCGAAGCAAUAUCAGUACUGCUACAACAUCAUAGGAAAAUACCUGGAGUGCACUAACGUGUACGUAAACUGA